AUGUCUAAGAUUUUCAAGUUUGCGGUUGUGAGGAUUAACACAUAUGAGAUGGCAGGCAAUAAGAUGAAUCCCAAAGCAAAAGGGAGAGAAGAUAAAAAUAAAACAAACCCUAAAACUAUUGGACAAACAAAUGAAGAUGUUGAGGAACCUGAUUUUGCUUUGCUUAGAAAACCAAUACCUACCAGUAUAACAGGCUUUGGUCAAGUAAGGAAAAUAUUUGACAUGGCUACUGCAGAACUCAAAGACUUACUAUCUAAGGAAUGUGAUUUAUUAUAUGAAUGUAAAGUGUGCCGGAAUUUAUUUAGAAGUUUGGCUAAUUUUAUAUCUCAUAAACGUGUAUAUUGCAAAGAGAAGUUUAAUACCAACAUACAUAGUCAGUUUGUGAAGAGUAAUUCUAUGGUCAGUGAGAUAAUGAAGAUCAAACGCUUGGAACAGGGAUAUCAGGAAUCACUUAAAGAAAGUAGCAAAUCAGAAAACAAAGAUGAAAAUGAUGUAGAUGACCGUAUACCUUUAUCAAAGGAUUUAACAACGAUAAUUGAAAAAAUUGCCAACAGUAAAGGUUCCUAUGAAAAUAGUUGUGAUGAGCCACAAAUAGCGUUGCAAAAAAUUCCAAACAGCACCGUUGCUAUGUUUCAAAACAUUGAGACAAGCAAAGAAAUGCAUAUGGAUGAUAUGAGAGUGCAAGUAAAAGAACUGGACAACAUCCUAUCAAGAGAUACAGCGGUAAUGCAGAGUGAUGGUAACUUUAAAAUUAAAAGUUCUGGUGCCAUAGAACCUGAUAAUGUUAUACAGAUAAGUGAUGAUGAGGACAAUGAUGGUACUAACAUCCUGAAAUGUAAAAUCUGUGACAUGCAGUUCUCAACCCAAAAGACCCUCAAGUUUCAUAUGAAGUACAAACAUGUUGAAACUCGUCUAGUCUACCCAUGUCCUGAUUGUCUGGAGAUCUUCUCGACGUCAUGGAGUGUAUAUAGGCAUCUCUUCAAAGUACACAGAAAAACAGCGGCACAAAUUAGAAGAUUACGAGAGUCAAUUCAAGCGAAAGCCUUCAAAAUGAAUAAUCCACCGGCGUUCUAUGAAAAACGUAAAAAUAAUAUGAAGGCGCCGAUUGCUCAGAAAAUUACAGAAGAAGAAAGGAUUGACCAAGAAAAUCAGGCUUGGAUGGAUAACAUGGAAGGUGAUGGUGAGUUACCGCGCUGUGGAGGCUGUGGGCGGACGUUCGAACGCCGAGCCGCUCUCGCUGCGCACACCCACACUUGCCAGCCCCGUUCACGGGCACUGUCUAGACGUCCGCAAGAAACUAAAAAGAUUGAAAUACAAAUACGCAAAGACUACAAUAAAGGACCACCUGUUAAUUUGAAUAUUCCUUUGAAAACUACUGAAAACAAUGAAAACAAGCCUCCCAAAGAUGACUCACUAAGUACAAAUAAGCCAAAUAAAGAAGAACAAAAAGAACCGAUAGAAGAAGAUAAAGAAAUAGAAGAUGCACCGAUGGACGUCAGUGAAGAUGAUAAGUCUAAUGAUGCCACAGAAUCUCCAGAAAAAGAGAUUAGACCUCAUAUAGAAGCUCCCAAAUUAACAGUAAGGUUACCAUUUGCCCACCAAACAGAGAAAAGUAAUCAAGUUACUUUCAGACAAAAAAUUCUGCCUGAUAUAGAAUUAGGUAAAUUAUCAUGUAAAAGAUGCGACAUUCAAUUUAAUGAAAUUCAAGAACUAUAUGACCAUAUGGCUGAGCAUUUGAAAUGGAUGCGUUAUGCUUGUAAAUUGUGUAACUUUAAAAGCUAUUCAUUCGAGAAACUACCUGAACAUGUCAAAGUGGUACAUAAGUUAAAAGGAGACAAAGACUUCUAUUUCAGCACAGUGAAAGCUCUCGAUGGUACCGAGGCUUUGGAUUUGUGCGAGCCUUUAGAAGAAAUGGGUGAUGCUAAUGAAACUAGUCCUGAUUCUGGACGUCCUAGCAGGUGUUCUAGCGACUCUAGUCGUCUGUCCGAUGACAGCUCUUCAAGCAGUACUCGAAUAGAAGGCAGUAGAAAGAGGAAAAUUUACCAUAAUAAGAGUGCAACAAAGAGAAGAAAAGAUUUGGCAACUAAAGCAGGUGAAGACAGCAAAGAUGGUGAUGUUUCCCUCGAUAAAAAUGUAAGUACUGUAGAAAGUUACACAUCUUCAAGCUUGAAAAGUUUUGAAGAAAAUUCUUCCGACAUGGAUGAUGUUGUUGAAAAUAUUACAAAGAAACAAUCUAUCGAUGCAUCAGUCGCUUCUAGGAGACCUGUCAGAAGAAGAACCAAACCCAAAAAUGAAGAUUUUGAAUAUGACCUAUCGAAUUUACUUAAAAUGGAGGCGCAGGGAUAUAGAGACGCCCUUGUUAUGCAAGCAAAUGCCAAGUCUAAUCAAAGCAAGAAAAAGGUUCAACAAGAUAUACAAAUUAAUUACGAAAAUUUGAAUAAAGAUUGCUGUGGAGCAUUGAUGGCGUUGAGCAAGAAAUCUGUUGAGAGGGCCACAGCACAUAUACGAACGAGUUCUUCAAGUUUUUACUCUUUAAAAGAAAUCCGACCUCAAAACAUAUUUCUUAGGCCAAUGUUACCAAGAACUCUGUCUAAAGGAGAUAAAGUGUCUCCAAAGAAAGACAUUAAUGAAGACCGAAAAGAAUGCUCUAGUCCUAUUAAAGAACCUACAAUUAAUAAGGUUUUCGUCAAUGUUCCUGUUAAAAAUAAUGAUGCACCAGUAAAUAAUGAUGUGUCAAAAAAUAAUACUUCUCCAGAAAGUAGUGAUUCAUCCAAUAGCACGGAUAUUCCUAAACCAACUGCUCCAGAAACGAAUACUGAAUCAAACCCCACAAAAGAGCAAAAUAACUCCAAACCUGUGAUUGAAAUCAAGAAGCCAAUAAGCAUUCCGCCUAUAAAAUUUCGUCGUCAAAGUUUAGAUGUCAUAAAAAAUCCUUUAAUAAACAAAAAUAUAUCAGAUUUUACAAAAGCGGGAAUGAAAACUAAAAUACUAGUAAUAAAACCAAUAAAUAGAAACAAAGAUGGGACACAAGCUGUUAAAACACCACUGAAAUUUCAAACUAUUAAAUUAAAGGAUCCUAAUAAGAAUUCUUCUAAUGAAGACAAGGUAUCUGAUCAAGUGGUUGUGGUAAAAGUACCAAAAGUAGAAUGUACUAUAGCUCGACCUGCUAUUUCGGAAGUUUCUAAUAGUGAGAAGCCCCCAUCAAUAGAUAUACCAACAGUAGUAGUUCCAAGCGAUAAGGAAAACACAGAUACUGCUGUAGAAAGUAAUGGUACUAAAACCAUCGAGCCUGCACAGUCAGAACCUAGUGAUGAGCAGAAGAGCAGUGACGGUAUAGAAUUUAUUGACGAAAAUGUUCUAGAAGAAUCAAGUAAAAACAUUGAAGGCGCUGCUAACAAUGAUAAUGUUGUGUCAAGUAACAGUGCAGAGACAAUCCAAUCUGAUAAUGUAAAUAAAAGUGCGUGA
Messenger RNA from Arctia plantaginis, 3465 nucleotides. NCBI's taxonomy places the organism in Eukaryota, Metazoa, Arthropoda, Insecta, Lepidoptera, Erebidae. The record is from the annotation of a GenBank genome assembly.